AUGGCGGGCCCGAGUCUCCGACCGCACGUGCACUGGGCGCAGCGGCACCGCGAGCUGUAUCUGCGCGUGGAGCUAAGCGACGUGCAGCACCCGGACAUCACCAUCACCGACAAUGUGCUGCACUUCAGAGCUCAGGGUCAUGGUGCCAAAGGAGACAACAUCUACGAAUUUGAGAUAGAGUUUCUAGAACCAGUUGAGCCUAAACCUGUCUGCAGAGUGACUCAAAGGCAGCUGAACAUCACUGUGCAGAAAAAAGUAAGCAACUGGUGGGAGAGACUCACCAAGCAAGAGAAGCGCCCGCUCUUCCUUGCUCCCGACUUCGACCGCUGGUUAGAUGAAUCGGAUGCCGAAAUGGAACUGAGGGAGAAGGAAGAAGAAAAGAUUAACAAAAUGAAAAUAGAAUCCAGAGUCCCAAAAGACCCUUUCAAACACCUGAAGAAGGGAUACUUGGUCAUGUACAACCUUGUACAGUUUUUGGGAUUCUCUUGGAUUUUCGUGAACAUGACAGUACGACUGUUCAUCUUAGGAAAAGAUUCCUUCUAUGACACAUUUCACACUAUUGCUGACAUGAUGUACUUCUGUCAGACCCUGGCAUUAAUGGAGGUCAUGAAUUCACUAAUAGGACUAGUCAGAUCACCGCUGGUACCUGCUGUACUGCAGUUAUUUGGAAGAAACUUUGUUUUGUUUGUCAUCCUUGGAACCUUAGAAGAAAUGCAGAGCAAACCUGUGGUGUUCUUCAUAUUUUAUUUCUGGAGUAUCAUUGAGCUGUUCAGGUAUCCAUAUUACAUGCUCUCAUGCAUUGGUAUUGAAUGGAAACCACUAACCUGGCUCCGUUACACUGCCUGGAUCCCUCUCUACCCCUUAGGAGGCUUGUCAGAAGCUGUCGCUAUCGUUCAAUCCAUUCCAAUCUUCAGUGAAACGGGGAAAUUUAGCCUGGGAUUGCCAAAUCCACUGAAUGUCACAAUCCAGUUUUCAUUUUUGCUUCAAGUAUACCUUAUAGCCUUGUUUUUAGGGGUAUUUGUAAACUUCCGCCAUCUCUACAAGCAAAGGAAACAGCACCUCGGACCAAAGAAGAGAAAGAUGAAGUAAAGGAGGACUGGAAUGCUUGCUUAUCUAACUUCUCUCAAUGACAAGACAAGCCUCUAAUUCUUACAGUUCUACCCACUGCAAUGUAAAAAUAAUUUUGUAAAAUCAGAUGAUCACACUCGAGUUCAUGAUUUCUUAGUGAGUUCAGGUAACGUUCCCACAUCCUGUGUUUCCUUCCCUUCCAAUCACAUAUGCAUGGCAUUUACCACUGGACAUUUACACUUGUAUCCUGUCAGCUGCCAUAUUAGAAAUCCUAUUAUCUGCAUAUAAUAUGCUUAUGAGCAGUGGAGCAGCACUACCUAGAAAUAGUGUUUAUCUUUUAAUUGGAUAUUUGCUCUUUCAAUAUUGCAUGCAGAUAGGGCUUCUGAUGUCAGGAUAUACUAUUAGCUGUUUCUAGAGUGCAUCUUGGUGGCAGGAGGAGCACAGUCUGAGAGCACUGUGAGCAGUGGUUGGGGUAACCCCCUUUUGCAGCAUAUUGCUGCUGCAGAAUUAGAUUUGGAAGUAGCUAAUGCUGAUUUCAAUGCUAACAACUUAGUCAGUUUAGCCUUAAGAGCAUAGGAGCGCUGCAUGGAUCCUAGCAUUCCUGUAGCAACACAUCCUGAGCCAGGCAUUAGGGAAGGGAAGCUGCCACUCUGGGUCACACACACUUUCCUGACAGGUGAUGCAAGCACUGAAACAGAAAAAGGAAACAGGUACCAGCUUUCUCCUAGCACAUGAACAAACCCCAGUAGAACCCCAUCCCAUCCAUGCAAAAGGAAAAGGAGGAACUGUCAUAGGGGAGGAGGGCUGCUCUGAUCAUUCCUAGCAGGGCUGUAGCUCCUGUGUUUGCAGCCUUCAGAAAGGCAGUGAAGAUUGCUUUUCUACUGAAACUUAGGGCUGCAGCUGAGAAGUUGGUGAAUAUGCUUUGUGGGAUGGAGUAGUGAGUCAAAUAAACUGAAUCUCCAUUAUCAAAUCUCAGUAAGGGAGAUCCCACAUGGCAUUUGAAGAGAUAUUAUUCCUCUGUUCUUGCUUUAAAUAACAAGAACAAAAAAACUCCCCUCACAUUCCAGGUCAUCUACUCUCACCUGCAGAGUAGAUGUUUCAGUCACCUGUUUCAGAUGAUGCAAUUUCCACAUGCCCUUUUCUACACCUAGCUUCCUGUCAUUAAUUCCUGAUCCCUGUAGCCUCCUUAAUCCAGUUUAGAAAACAUACUAAAGGUUUGCUCCAAACUGUUGUGAUUUUGAAGGAGUUGCUUCACAACUGCCACUGCCCCCAGGGCACUGCAAUGCCAGUAAUCCACAACAGGCACUGAAGUUGAGAUUAGUUUAGUGCCAUGCUACUAUUUAUCUUUUUCUACUGUAAAACAAUAUGAAUCUUCCAGAAAAUUAUUUUCUAAAUAAAAGGUAACAAACAGCUUACUGUGAUACGGACCCAGUGAUUGUACUGUGAAGGAAAGAGUGUUACAGGGAAUUGGUACAAGCUCCAAGUUGCGUUUCACGAACUCUUCUGCCAGCAAGAGGCGUGAUGCAACCUUUCAGUAGGGACAGCUGGGGCUCCCACUCAAAGGAUUGAGUGCAGCUUUACUCAGGAGAGCUGAGCAUUAUUUACACAAAUGAUCCUUCACUUAGCACACACUGUACCUGUGUUGGAACGGAACAGCAAGGAUUACUUUCGUACUUUAAUUUCUCCACUGGGCAUUUGAACUUCUGUAACAAAAUCCAUAUGUAUUCAUACAUUGUAUUUCUCAGUGAAAUUGUGGUACCUAGUGCAAGCUGUCACGGAUUUAACACUACUGAAUUUUAGCCCUUCAGAAAGAAUGUGUUUCUAUUA
Molecule: messenger RNA, 2895 nt
Organism: Indicator indicator
Lineage: Eukaryota; Metazoa; Chordata; Aves; Piciformes; Indicatoridae
Gene: HACD3
Product: 3-hydroxyacyl-CoA dehydratase 3
Exons: 11
Coding region: 1-1089 (362 amino acids)
Biological process (GO): very long-chain fatty acid biosynthetic process; fatty acid elongation; sphingolipid biosynthetic process
Cellular component (GO): endoplasmic reticulum membrane
Molecular function (GO): 3-hydroxyacyl-CoA dehydratase activity
Source: RefSeq, a predicted model, not a curated record